UGGCCCACCAGGGAGGAGCAAUGGCUGAGAUGCCCACAGUGGCAGCCGGGCCUGGCGAGGAGACCACGCACGUGCACCUCAGCCUCCAGGGACCUGCCCGCCAGAGUCUCCGCUCCGGACCCCGAACCCGAGGAGGCGCUGGGUCUGGGCCAACUGCCCAUGGAGCUGCUCGAGAUGGUGCUGAGCCACGUGCCCCCACACAUGCUCCUCGGGCACUGCCGCCGUGUGUGCCGGUGCUGGCGUGACCUGGUGGACUGCCAGGACGUGAGGCUGAGCAUCCUGGCCCGAGACCGUGCUGCCCUGUCACCUGUCCUCCACACCUACCUGCCCCCCGCUGACGACCUCAGGCCCUGCAUCCUGGGCUGCUUCUACGAGCGAGGACCGAUAGGACGCAACCUGCUCCGGAACCCCAAGGGCCUAGAAGGCUUCCGGGACUGGACGAUGCAGAGCAGUGGAGACGGCUGGGGAGAGGAGGAUAACUUGGAGGUCAGGCCUGGGGCCGCUUCCCGGGCCUCCUUCCUGUCUGCCUACAAGUGGUGUCACAAGAAGGAAAUGUUGGACCUGGAGGAGGAGGGUCUGUGGCCAGAACUCCUGUAUAGUGGAAAGAUUGAGAUUUGUGUCUCUGCCGGGUGGACAGACCAACAAGGCACGGCCUGUGUAUAUGAGCUAACUGUCCAACUUCUAGAUGCCAACCAGACCAUGCUGCAUAAUUUCUCUCCUAUGCGUGUUUCCAUCCAGCAAGGUAGAAACAGUGUCCGCUUUGAGGUCAACCAUGUGUUCUUCAGCUUCAAGAUUGGUGUCCGCUGAACACUGGGUUUGGGACUUGGGGUUCUGGCCUGAACAAAAUGGAAUCUAUCUGCCCAAUGCCAGUGUGAUUCCACGGGUACAUCUGUUCAAAUGAAGGACUGUCCUAGUAAAACAACCUGACCGUGCUUUCCAGGAGCUGGGACCAUUAAAUGGGCCAUCUCAUUAAUCAGGCGCUUAUAGCUCCUGGCAUCCUGGGACCUGCUGGGGCCCAUCGAGGGUCCUACUGGGCCCUGUCUUUAGAAUCUGGAAGCUACUAGAAGAAUGUUCUUCCAUCAGAUUUACAGCUGCUGCUGCUGUAAGGCAGCCCCUGGUCUAUUGAGUGGAAACCCACAGUGAGCACAGGGAAAUGCUGGAUUGGGAGAG
Messenger RNA from Balaenoptera musculus (blue whale), 1170 nucleotides. RefSeq names its product F-box only protein 27-like. Gene Ontology annotation, biological process: SCF-dependent proteasomal ubiquitin-dependent protein catabolic process; glycoprotein catabolic process. Gene Ontology annotation, cellular component: SCF ubiquitin ligase complex; cytoplasm. Gene Ontology annotation, molecular function: ubiquitin protein ligase activity; protein binding. NCBI's taxonomy places the organism in Eukaryota, Metazoa, Chordata, Mammalia, Artiodactyla, Balaenopteridae. The record is from RefSeq and is a predicted model, not a curated record.